AGUGCCGGGCUCCGAGCGUAGCGAAGAAGCGACGCACGCUGCUGGGAGUUGGGAGAGCCCGCAGUGAGCACAGGGGUGGAGCCCAGCUGUGGCUGCCCAGCAUGGACAGCUACACGGUCCUGAGAGUGAUUGGCCAGGGCUCCUUCGGCAGAGCUCUUUUGGUUCUGCAGGAGAGCAGCAAUCAGACAUUCGCCAUGAAGCAAAUAAGACUGCCCAAGUCUUUCUCUGAUACACAGAAUUCUAGGAAGGAGGCUGUUCUGCUCGCCAAAAUGAAACACCCUAAUAUUGUUGCCUUUAAGGAGUCAUUUGAAGCUGAAGGGCAUCUGUACAUUGUGAUGGAGUAUUGUGAUGGAGGGGAUUUAAUGCAGAGGAUGAAAGAGCAGAAAGGGAAGUUACUCCCUGAGGAUACGAUACUUAAUUGGUUUAUACAAAUUUGUCUUGGAGUAAAUCACAUUCAUAAGAAACGUGUUUUACACAGAGAUAUCAAGUCCAAAAAUGUCUUCCUCACCCACAAUGGAAAGGUGAAAUUGGGAGAUUUUGGCUCUGCCCGUCUUCUCUCCAGUCCCAUGGCGUUUGCAUGCACAUACGUGGGAACACCUUAUUAUGUGCCUCCAGAAAUCUGGGAGAACCUGCCUUAUAACAAUAAAAGUGACAUCUGGUCCUUGGGAUGCAUUCUGUAUGAACUCUGUGCUCUGAAGCAUCCGUUCCAGGCAAAUAGUUGGAAAAAUCUUAUCCUGAAAAUAUGUCAGGGGCCCAUCCACCCGCUGCCGGCUCAGUAUUCCUCUAAGCUUCAGUGUCUGGUCAAGCAGAUGCUGAAAAGGAACCCUUCGCACCGGCCCUCCGCCACUACCCUGCUCUGCAGAGGGAGCUUAGCUCCACUGGUCCCGAAGUGCUUGCCACCUCAGAUUAUCAGAGAAUAUGGAGAGCAGAUAUUAGAUGAAAUCAAAAUAUCCGAGCCCAAGAACAUGAAAAAACGGGACCCCAACAGAGUCAGGAAAGCUCUGGAAGAUGAAGCAAAUGCCGUGCAAGAGGAAGAACAUGGUAGAAAGUGUAGCCACACUGAAUUGGAAAGCACUCAUAGAAACCCAGUUGGAGACGCGUUGGGAAGAGGGAAUGCAGAAUCAGGUAGCCCACCGGAGCGCCAGAGGCAUACCAGUCCAGCAAGCCCUCACAGGCAGCGGUGGGAGAGACGCGGUCCCAGUUCUGCUCUAGCAGCUUUGGAGAAAGCAUCCAUCCUUAGUUCCAGUUUCAUGGCAGAGGAUGACAGAGGUGGUUCUGUAAUAAAGUACAGUGAAGAAAAUGCCCGUAAGCAGUGGGUCAGAGAGCCCCCUGAGGCCUUGUUGUCAAUGCUGAAGGAUGCUGAUCUCAGCCAGGCAUUUCAAACAUAUACAAUAUAUAGACCAGGUGCAGAAGGAUUCCUGAAAGGUCCCCUUUCUGAAGACACAGCAUCAGACAGUGUCGACGGUGAUCUCCAUUCUGUCAGUUUAGACCCAGAGAGAUUUGCACCUUGGCUGGAUGAAGAAGACACGGACUUUGAGGAAGAUAACGAAAACCCUGAUUGGGUGUCAGAACUAAAGAAGCACGUAGGAUGGCAGGAUGGUCCUGGUGGACAACUCCUCGGAGAACAUGCUUGAGCCAUGUUGGGAGACACUGGCAAGACACUGAUGGCUGGGAACGGAAGUGAGGAUUGUGAAAAUGCAUCACAGCUUACAAAGCCAUCCAGAAUCCUUGUGAGAUUUCAAACACAAGGCAGGUCUAGCAGAUGCUGCGAGCCUUGCGUUCUGACAGAAUGGAGGUGCAGUGCUUGCCUGCUGGCCACCAUGUGUGUGACGGUAGGAAAUGACUUAACUCCUUUGAUCUUGACAAGAGAGUAACAACGCCUACCUCAUAGGAACACUGACUGAGACAGUUGAACGGACACUGAGCCAUCCAGUGGCCGUUGUCCACAAUUUCCACGUAACACUCUCACAUUCCCUGAAGGUUUAAGGAUCCAAAUACAUUAAGCUAUGGCA
Molecule: messenger RNA, 2012 nt
Organism: Mastomys coucha (southern multimammate mouse)
Lineage: Eukaryota; Metazoa; Chordata; Mammalia; Rodentia; Muridae
Gene: Nek3
Product: NIMA related kinase 3
Exons: 16
Coding region: 102-1634 (510 amino acids)
Biological process (GO): protein phosphorylation
Molecular function (GO): ATP binding; protein kinase activity
Source: RefSeq, a predicted model, not a curated record